Homo sapiens (human) is the source of this 1447-nucleotide messenger RNA. It is a transcript of the gene ARL9, whose product is annotated as ARF like GTPase 9. The record is from RefSeq and is marked validated. The coding region runs from base 73 to 870 and encodes 265 amino acids. Gene Ontology annotation, molecular function: GTP binding; GTPase activity. NCBI's taxonomy places the organism in Eukaryota, Metazoa, Chordata, Mammalia, Primates, Hominidae. The transcript is spliced from 4 exons.
ACACCUGGGGCCCAGAGCCACCGCUCAGCACGCGGGCACGCGGCGGGAGGGAAGGAAACCGCGGCGCUGGGGAUGGAGAGGGGGAAAGUGAAGAAGAAAGAGAAGGAAAAGGAGACGCAGGAGGAGAAAAUCGGAGAAAAGGGUAGGGAAGAGAAAGUGAAAAGAAAGGAGGUGGAGCAGAAAAUUAAACAAAAGCAAGAGAAGCAGGAGAGGAGAAAGGGAAAAGAGAAAGAGGAAAAGAGGACAAAGCAAGGGAAGGAGACAAACAAAGAGAAGGAACAAUUUAAGGGACAAGAAGAGAAAGGGGAGAACAAGGACAGCACCUUGACAAGGACCCCGCUCGAGCCGCUGGAGAAAAACAAGCAAAUCCUAGUGCUGGGCCUGGAUGGAGCAGGAAAAACCAGUGUCCUGCACUCUCUAGCUUCAAACAGAGUCCAGCACAGUGUGGCACCCACCCAAGGUUUCCAUGCAGUUUGCAUCAACACUGAAGACAGCCAGAUGGAGUUCCUGGAGAUUGGUGGCAGUAAACCUUUUCGGUCCUACUGGGAAAUGUACCUAUCCAAGGGAUUGCUGCUGAUCUUUGUGGUGGAUUCAGCAGAUCACAGCCGAUUACCUGAAGCCAAGAAAUACCUUCAUCAGCUAAUUGCAGCAAACCCAGUACUUCCUCUGGUUGUGUUUGCAAACAAACAGGAUCUUGAAGCAGCCUAUCACAUUACAGAUAUCCAUGAAGCUUUGGCAUUAUCUGAAGUGGGAAAUGACAGGAAGAUGUUCUUGUUUGGAACCUACCUGACUAAGAAUGGCUCAGAGAUACCCUCCACCAUGCAAGAUGCCAAAGACUUGAUUGCACAGCUGGCUGCAGAUGUGCAGUGACCAGGACUCAGCCCACUGUGCGGCUCACGACUGAGAUGUCAUCAGUGUUGAAUGGCAGGCUUGAAGCCAAAGGUUUCCACCUCAAAUAAAAAUUAAGCCAUUUCCUAUUUUCUCAGUGCAUGGGAUGUAUAUAGUUAGCCCUCCAUAUCCAUGGGUUCCACAUCUGGGGAUUCAAGAACUGUGGAUCCAAAACAUUCAAAAAGUAAACCCACUGAAGAAUAAUAACACAACAAUAAAAAUAAUACACAUUUUAAAAUACAAUAUAACAACUAUUUACAUAGCAUUUUCAUUGUAUUAGGUAUUAUAAGUAAUCUAAAGAUGAUUUAAAAUACACGAGUAGAAGUGUGUAGGUUAUAUGUAAAUAUGCCAUUUUCCAUCAGGAGCUUGAGCAUCCACAUUUGCCUGUGAGGAUCUUGGAAUCAGUCUCCCUGAGAAUACCAACGGACAACUGUACAAAGAUAAUGCUAACAUAAUAACAGCAUCUCUAUUUGGAUUUUGAAUGUUAAAAAUAUUUGUAAAACAGUGUAUUGGGGGUAUUGGGAUUUUUAAUCAACAAAGGUAAAAUGAACAUUAGCAA